AUGAAGCUCACAGCUAAAGCCAACUUGUCCAAACAUUGGCAAGAUUUAGCAAACGGGGGUGGGAAUAAGCCCAAGUCGCCUUCACAGGAAGAUCUGGCAAUAAUUAAUAUUGUUCCAUGUGAUUUUAUUCUGGAAUACAAUAAUUUUGAUUGUGAUGCUAUGAGACCUGUGGCUGAGUUGAAUGUUUUGGGCCACAAAAACAUUGAAAUAGAAGCGGGGCCAAGUACAGCUGUACCACCAUUAGAUCUUAAAGAAAAUAAUGAGGUACAAGCUGAAAAGGGCCAGGGUACUUCAAAUAAUGUAAAUGUGGAAACUACUACAAAAAAAAGAGUUUUAUGUACAAAUAGUGAUCCAAAAAACAAAAAAAAUAAAAUGGCAGAAGAAAUAUUGCGAACCAACAGUGCAUUUAAAGAGAGGCAGUUGGAGAUGUUAGAAUUGGAGCAUCAAUAUAAAAUUGAAACAUAUAAAUUAAAAAUUAAAAAAUUAGAACUUCAAAUUGAGUUACUAGAAAAUAAUAAGAAGUCCAUUAAUUAUCAGUUCUGUUGA
Molecule: messenger RNA, 546 nt
Organism: Vanessa tameamea
Lineage: Eukaryota; Metazoa; Arthropoda; Insecta; Lepidoptera; Nymphalidae
Exons: 5
Coding region: 1-546 (181 amino acids)
Source: RefSeq, a predicted model, not a curated record